AUGACCGCGCUCGUGAUGGAGGCCAGCCCGUGGCACCUCAACGACGUCGCCAUUCCCUACCCGACCUCGUUCCACCCGGCGAGCGAUGAGGACCUCUUCUUCUGGCAGGACCGGGUGCGCGCGCUGAACCGCUCGUACCUCUUCUCCUUCGCCGGCGUGCCGCGCCCCGGCGACGCCAAGUCCAUUGAGGGCCACCUCGUCGACCAGUGCAAGGUGUCGGGCUCCUGCUCGCUCAUGGAGUGCAGCACCACGGGUCCGGACAACAAGUGCGAAUCCCCUGCCAGCGUCAUGAAACUCUUCCAGAGCUCGACGUUCUGCCUCCUGCCGCGAGGAGCCACCGACACGCGCCGUCACGCCUUCGACGCCAUGCUAGCCGGGUGCAUCCCGGUGUUCUUCCACCCGGCCUCGGCGUACGUGCAGUACACCUGGCACCUGCCCAAGACCCACACCGACUACUCGGUGUACAUCCCCGAGGAUGACGUGCGCAAGAAGAACGAGAGCGUGGAGGAGAGGCUCCGGAAAAUACCGCCGGAAACGGUCCGGGCAAUGAGGGACGCCGUCGUCGGCCUCAUCCCGUCAGUGACCUACGGCGACGCGACGUCGAGGCUUGAGACGACGGUGAAGGAUGCGUUUGACAUCGCGGUGGCCGCUGUCAUCAACAAGGUGACGAAGCUGAGGAGGGGCAUCGUGGAGGGUCGAGCGGAGGAGGAGAAGCUGGAGAGGUAUAGCUGGAAGUACCCGUUGUUGGCAGAAGGGCAGAAGGCAGAGGACCAUCAUGAAUGGGAUCCCCUCUUCAAUUAG
Molecule: messenger RNA, 801 nt
Organism: Miscanthus lutarioriparius
Lineage: Eukaryota; Viridiplantae; Streptophyta; Magnoliopsida; Poales; Poaceae
Source: the annotation of a GenBank genome assembly